GGAGAAAUGUGGAGAUCCAAAGCUCGCUCUCUCCUCCUCAGAUCUCUCCACUCUCACACCCGUUCCCAAUCUCAGGCACCUCGCAAAACCCUAGCGCUAAGCCCAAUCCCCCGCCCCCAUCUCCUCCCCUCUCGUCUCAUCCGAAACCCUAGCUUCUUCUCCUCUCAGCACGACGCCUCAAGCCCUAGCGACGAAGCCCCCGAUCCCGGAGAGGCCUCAUCCUGGACUCCCGAAGAACCCGAGGGUUCCAAUGGGACACCGCCUUGGGAUUUGGAAGAUCACGAUGAUAAAGGCGCCGCCUUUGGAGAAAUUACCCAAGAACCGGCCGAUUCUUCUCCGCUGGAAGUAGAAGGAGAUGGAGAUGGAGCUCAGGUUGCGACUGCUGAGAUCUCUCCCGAGUUGAUCAAGAGCGUUGUUUCUAUUCUAAAGGGUGGUGAAGAAGAGGCGAUUGAAUCGAGCUUGGAUAAGUUGGAGCCGACUUUGAGCGAGGAAUUUGUGGUUAAAGUGAUCGAGGCUUCGGAUGGAGUCGGCGGCAAGAAUUUGAUUGGAUUCUAUAAACGGGCUUUAGAGAUGGAGGAAUCUGUGAAGACUUCGAGGGCCAUGGAGCUUCUUGUUCUUUCUGUGAAGAGUUCACCUGAGCUUGGUAAGAAGGAAGCUUACAUGUUGUGGGAUUUGGUUAAGGAGCUGGGCAAGGAGAUUGGGGUUUUGAGUACUGAGAUGUUGAAUGAGCUGAUAUCGAUUUUUUGGCAAUUGGGUAAGGCUAAGGCUGGUUUUGAGGUCUUUAACAAGUUUAAUGAGUUUGGUUGUAGUCAUGAUGCGGAUAGUUAUUACUACACCAUCCAAGCUCUUGGCAAGAGAUCGAUGUUUGACAGUGCAUGGUCUGUUUGUGAGAAAAUGCUUAGUUGUGGAAACCUACCCAACAGAGAGAAGAUCGGAGAGAUUAUCACCUUCUUUUGCAAAGGAAAGAAGGCGAAAGAGGCCCAUUUGGUCUAUUUAAUGGCAAAGGAGAAGAAUCUAUCUCCUCCAAGGUCUAGCUUGGAUUUCUUAAUCUGUGGACUGGCUCGAAACGAUGGAACUGUUUCUUUAGCAUUCGAGUUACUCGAAGACUAUCCAAAGGGGUCAUUUAAGUAUGCAAAUAAGACUUAUGGUGCUGUUGUUAAAUCAUUGUGUAGGGUUAAGAAAACCCUGGAGGCAAAAAGUUUGCUACUGAAAAUGGUUGAAUCAGGCCCGGCACCGGGGAAUGCUUCUUUCAACUAUGUUAUUAAUGCACUCUCUAAAGGAGGUGAGUUGGAGGAUGCAUUAGCUUUGAUGAAAGUGAUGGAGAGCAGAGGACUAAGGCCGGAUGUUUAUACGUAUACUGUGGUUAUGAGUGGAUAUGCAAAGGGGGGUUUGAUGGAUGAGGCAUAUAGGAUAUUCUGUGAAGCCAAGAAAAGGCAUGGUAAGCUGAGCCCUGCUACUUACCAUGUUCUUACUCGGGGAUAUUGUAAAAUGGAGGAGUUUGACAAGGCACUUGAAAUUAUGAAAGAGAUGAAGGUAAAUGGAGUACAACCGAAUGCUGAUGAGUAUAAUAAAAUGAUACAGUCAUUGUGCCUCAAGGCUUUGGAUUGGCGUUCAGCGGAGAAUCUCUUGGAGGAGAUGAAAGAGAGUGGGAUGUAUCUUAAGGGGGCUACCCGUAGUCUUGUGGCAGCGGUGAGGGAAAUAGAAGAGGAGGAAACACAGCCAGAGGAAGUUAGUAUUGAAGCUUAAUUUCUUGCUCAGGAUGUUGAAGUUGAACUUUUGCGUCAAUAAUUUUUCUUCCCCUCUUUCAGAUUGUGCUGGGGGAUUACUCGUGCAAGGUAAACUCCGCUUCGCCAGAUGCUUAUGUACAAAGUGAAAAACACGCAAUGGUUGUUAAUAUCAUCCUCGUAAUUCUGGGAAAUUGUAGACUGUAUGAAGAGACAAAUCUUGAGUCAAAAAGCCAUGAAGACGUGAUAUAUUACCAAGAAAAGCUGGAAAGGGGAAGGAGGCAAACGACAGGGUCACUCCAUUUUGGGGAUUGAUGGAGGACAAGGAGCAAAGGGUGAGGGCCCUUCUAUAUGACGGCCAUGUAUUGGCUGGCGUUUUGGUAAUAAAAAAAGAGAGAUGCGAUUGUAGGCUGAUUUGGUAGAACCUAUUAAGUGAUUGAUUCUCCUAUUAAUGUUCUACUAUUGUGCAUUUCGGGCA
Asparagus officinalis (garden asparagus) is the source of this 2202-nucleotide messenger RNA. RefSeq names its product pentatricopeptide repeat-containing protein At3g02650, mitochondrial. The transcript is spliced from 3 exons. The record is from RefSeq and is a predicted model, not a curated record. Bases 7 to 1746 code for a protein of 579 amino acids. Gene Ontology annotation, molecular function: protein binding. Lineage: Eukaryota; Viridiplantae; Streptophyta; Magnoliopsida; Asparagales; Asparagaceae.